UUGAAUAAAAUCAGUUCUUCGGGGAAAGAAGGAAGAUGAAAAAAGGUGGGUGCACAUGAAUGAAUAUAUACGCAUUUCUCGGAGUUAAGCUCACAAUUUGUUGAUUCUAUUCGAUUUGGCGUCGAUUCCAGAUUUCCAUCAAGCAUGGGGAAGAUCCUGACGACUGCUCGAUUAUGGUUGGUGAUGACGGCGGUGGCGUUUUCUUCUCCCGCGUUCAUAACCGCCCACGUUACUCCUCGCACUGUACUUAAUCGGUUGUCUUCAACCAGCUCGUUCUUAACCCGGACGGAGCUUUGGUUUAACCAGACUCUCGAUCACUUCUCCCCUUAUAAUCAUGAUAAGUUUCCGCAGCGCUAUUAUGAGUUCCUUGACUACUUUCGGAUUUCAGAUGGUCCGAUAUUUUUAAAAAUUUGUGGUGAAGGCCCGUGCAAUGGGAUAAGCAACGAUUACCUUGGUGUUUUGGCAAAGAAAUUUGGAGCAGCUAUUGUUUCUCUUGAGCAUCGGUACUAUGGGAAGAGUUCCCCUUUCAAGUCAUUGACGACAAAUAAUUUGAGAUAUCUUUCGUCCAAGCAAGCUUUGUUUGAUUUGGCUGUUUUCCGUCAGUACUAUCAGGAUUCGUUAAAUCUGAAGCUAAACAAGAAGGGUGAAAACCCAUGGUUCUUUUUUGGUGUCUCAUAUCCCGGUGCUCUUAGUGCAUGGUUUCGACUUAAGUUCCCUCAUUUAACUUGCGGAAGUCUUGCAAGUUCUGCUGUUGUACUUGCUGUCUAUAACUUCACUGAAUUUGACCAACAGAUUGGCGAGUCUGCUGGGCCAGAGUGCAAGGCUGUUUUACAAGAAACCAAUCGACUUGUUGAACAAAGAUUUGAAACAAACAAAAAAGAAGUGAAGGCAUUGUUUGGUGCGGGAGAGUUGGAAAUAGAUGGAGAUUUCUUUUAUUUACUGGCAGAUGCGGCUGUCAUAGCGUUUCAAUAUGGGAAUCCAGAUACAUUAUGCUCUCCUCUUGUUCAAGCAAAGAACGCGGGAAAUGACUUAGUGGAUGCCUAUGCCAAAUAUGUUAAAGAUUAUUACAUUGGAACUUUUGGCUCUAGUGUUCAGACUUACAAUCAGAAAAAUUUAAAAAACACCACUCCAGGUGAAGAUAGUGCGGACCGGUUGUGGUGGUUUCAAGUUUGUACUGAAGUUGCAUAUUUCCAGGUUGCACCAGCAAAUGAUAGCAUGCGUUCAUCUAAAGUGGAUACAAAGUAUCAUUUGGAUCUUUGUAAGAACGUUUUUGGAGAGGGCAUUUAUCCGGAUGUAGACACCACAAAUAUUUAUUAUGGAGGCACAGGAAUUGCAGGUUCAAAAAUAGUUUUUACAAAUGGUUCACAAGAUCCUUGGCGCCAUGCAUCCAAGCAAAUAUCAUCUCCUGAGAUGCCAUCGUACCUCAUAACAUGUCACAAUUGUGGCCAUGGAACUGAUUUGCGAGGAUGCCCUCAAUCUCAUCUAAACAUUGAAGGUAAUGCUCAAAACUGUAGUUCUCCCGAUGCAGUUCACAAAGUUAGGCAGCAGUUGGUGGAAAAGAUGGAUCUUUGGUUGUCAGAAUGUCAAUCCACCACUGGUAGGAAUAAUAUUUGAAGCACAAAGUCAAGCCCUCAUGCUUAACUCUUAACUACUUUGACUUGUUUAGAAUAAUUUUUCAAGGGUCAUAAGUGGUAAAAAGGUUUAAACACUUAAAAAGUUUUAAGUGUUUGGAACGCACCUUAAAUUACACACUCUAAUCACUGUCUGUGUGCAUUAUCCUCGAAACAGAUGUUUAAUUGCUCAGGACAUAUGAAUCCUACUCCGCAUUCUCCUGAUGUGACCAAGGAGCAUAACUUAUGUAGGCAACGUAAUUUUACCGAAUUUUAAAUAAUAUGAAUAUAUUUAUAUA
Molecule: messenger RNA, 1909 nt
Organism: Cucumis melo (muskmelon)
Lineage: Eukaryota; Viridiplantae; Streptophyta; Magnoliopsida; Cucurbitales; Cucurbitaceae
Product: probable serine protease EDA2
Exons: 12
Coding region: 145-1614 (489 amino acids)
Biological process (GO): proteolysis
Cellular component (GO): vacuole
Molecular function (GO): dipeptidyl-peptidase activity; serine-type exopeptidase activity
Source: RefSeq, a predicted model, not a curated record